AUGAAUGCCAUGGAGGUCAUGGACCCAGUUAUGGACGCUGGGAUGGCGUACCCGCAAGAGAUGAUUCCUGAAAAGGAGCGUAUUGAGCCACUUCCUACAGAUGCAGCCGGUGCAUCGCACUUCGCAGAGCUUACGUGGCGCGAUGUAUGCUGGGUCAUGGACCGUCUCUUGGCCUGUGAACUUGAGUGGUUGCGUGGCACAAGUCUCGUGCAGACGGUGUAUACAUGUACGUUUUUUCACAAACACGUAUUGGCGGGCACUUCAGCUUAUGUUCACUGGAGCCACUCCGUUUUGUCUGCGUACGUGUUAGCCGUCGUCAAGACCUGCGCACUUCAGUGGUACGAGCUAGCCCGGCACCACGUGCUGGACCAGGAGGACUACUGCAGCGAGACAGGCGGAACCCCUUUUCCUGAUGCGGUCGAACCUCGCACCAUCGCAGCUCAGCUCAGUGAGGCUGAUGAAUGCGUGCGACGUGUGUACUCGCAUGUCGGGGAGCCAACGGCUGCCGAGUGCAUUAGUCUUCGUCUCCUCUUUCGCCAGCACUGGCUCUUGUGUGUGGAAUCAUUGACGUCGGAUGAACCGAGCGGUCUCGAUGCCAGCAUGCACUUGGAUGAGUGCUUACGAAUAUGGCAUGCGAUUGCGCAAUCCCAGUGCCCGAUUUUAGACACCGCUAUGCGGACUGCACCGCGCCACCUGCAUUCAUACUUUGAUGUGACGCUCAGCCGUGCCUUGUCUUCCCAUUUUCCUCUAAGGCCUGUGGCAUUGCCAGAUGUCGCGCACGUGUGUGCAGGUUGGCACAAUCUCAUGACCAAGCACAUGUCGAUUCCCCUGCGUCUUCUUGCAUCGGAUGACGUGCUAGCAUGGCAGUCGCUGCUUGUGUGUAUGAGUUUGUCCUUUCAGCAGGACCACGGCGCGCCUGAGCCAUUGAUUCGCUCGCUUAUACCUACCCUUCUAGCGAAUGGAUCGACGGCUAUGGGGGGUACACGCGACCUCGAACACCUCGCUGCGUGUCUCAUUGAGGCAUGGCAUCCUAUCUCUGUCCAGGAUCUCCAGGUUCGUCUUGAAUGGCAUCAGGCACCCUCAUCAUCGUCGUCGCUGUCGAGCGUCGGUGCUUCUGCAGGGUUGGGCACAGUGUCGUCGAUGCUGGGCAGCUUCCUUGGGCGCCUCGCUUCUUGCGUGGCCCAAUCUCUUGCGAUAUUUGUACAGAACCGUUCACGUCAGAAACGGUCAUUUGGCAAAGCAUACACAGUGUGGAUGAGUCUACUUGAUAGUGCCACAUCGCUGAACCCACGUGUGUGUGCUGUGCUUCCCGCCGUUCCUCCUGACGCACUGGUUGCACCUGUCCAGUACAUGCUCCUCGUACACAUGGAACAAGUGAUCGGGAGUGGCUUUGAUCUCGAACUAUAUGAUGUGAGGGAACGAGCCUGCAUGUACUGGGUCCUGGCACAUCUAUUUGAGGAGGCUUCUGCGCUCGGGGCGGUUCACAACGAGUGGAAAGGCAGUGCCAGCCCCGGCAGCACAUGGCAGUGCUACGCACACUCAGCCCGAGCACAGCGGGACUUGUGCUAUGCACAUGCCAUACUGUAUGCCCGCACAUUUGGCCCGGAUUUGUCGCGUGCGCAAGCCGCAUUCUCGCGCCGACUCAAGUGGCUGAGACGCCCUGCAUGGUGCUCCCAAGCCCGCCUUCAUCUGGUGACGUCUUCUGAACCAUUUGACUUGAACUUGUUCUGGGCAUCUUAUGCUCGCUGGCAUUCCGAUACGCUUUCAGAAAGCCAAUGGAUCGAGCCACUACUUGAGCUCCUAGAGACGUCCUCGCACCAUGCAAAACAGACGUUAGAGCUCCGAGCGUCAGAUCCAUCGGCACUUCUAUGCCGCCGUGAAAGACGCACGCUAGAUCAACACGUGCUGGACACAAGUACAGCCCUAGAGACUUGGGUACGUACACAUCGAUGUGCGCCGACGCCCGACACCUGGAUACCAUCAAUGCAUCCUUGGUAUGCGACGCUACGGUCCCUAUCGCAGCAGAACGAGCCGCUGAGUCGUGGACCCAUGUAG
Molecule: messenger RNA, 2055 nt
Organism: Malassezia globosa CBS 7966
Lineage: Eukaryota; Fungi; Basidiomycota; Malasseziomycetes; Malasseziales; Malasseziaceae
Exons: 1
Coding region: 1-2055 (684 amino acids)
Biological process (GO): N-terminal peptidyl-methionine acetylation
Cellular component (GO): NatC complex
Source: RefSeq, a predicted model, not a curated record